This is a messenger RNA of Linum trigynum, 1074 nucleotides long. The record is from the annotation of a GenBank genome assembly. NCBI's taxonomy places the organism in Eukaryota, Viridiplantae, Streptophyta, Magnoliopsida, Malpighiales, Linaceae.
ACUUCAAACUAAUUCCACUACUAGCCAGAAAGAUUUCAAGAAAGCCGGCUCCUUUUCGUGAUUCUCAACGAGAGAUGGCGGCGGUGAGAGUGGCGGCGGAUUACCCGAAGAAGCGGGCGGGUCGGCGGGUGUUCAAGGAGACGAGGCACCCGGUUUACAGGGGUGUGCGGAGGAGGAACAACGACAAGUGGGUCUGCGAGCUCCGCGACCCGAACCGGAACUCGAGGCGGAUCUGGCUGGGCUCGUACCCGACUCCGGAAAUGGCGGCCCGGGCUCAUGACGUGGCGGCGCUGGCCUUCCGCGGGGUGUCCGCGUGUCUCAACUUCGCCGACUCGGCCUGGAGGCUUCCCCUGCCGGUUUCCGCGGAGGCAGGGGAUGUCAGGAAGGCUGCUGCUCUUGCGGCGGAGAUGUUCCGGGGCUUGGAAUCCGGAUCGGAUCAGGAUUUGGAUUUUGGUGAAGAUAGUAACGAUGGAGAGGAGGAGGAGAAGAAGAGAAGUUAUUGCUUUGUGGAUGAAGAAGCGAUAUUUGAUGUUCACGGGUUGAUCGCCGGGCUCGCGGAAGGGCUUCUAAUCCCUCCACCGGAUUAUGUUCAGGCGGAUGAAGAAGAAGAUGAAGGGAGCUGUUUUGAUCCAUUGGUUCUCUGGAAUUAUUCUAUUUAAGCCAGCGUAUAUAUAUAGUUACAUCGUCGCAAAAGGGUUGAUCGCCGAUAUUAGCAUCUUGGGAUUGGAGUUGAUUUGUAGCUGGGAACUGUUUAUGGUCUCUGUUUUGAUUUUGUCACAGUGAAUCGUACAUUUGAUUAUACUUGUAGAUGUGGAUGUAAAUGUUCUUGGACAGUUAUACUCUCUGUUUUUUUCUGUUAUUGAAACAGAGGGAGUUGUGUGGCAAUAUAUACAUUGGGUAUUAAUCUCAAAUUGGUGAUGUGAUUUGGUGGUGUAACUUUCUGAAAUAUUCCAGAUGAGUAGAGAUGAUUUUUCAGAGAUUUAGGACUUGGUCUUUGAUAGGGUUUACGUGGUCCUUGUUUCCACUUUCAGUGGACUCCGAUGAUUGGAGUGUGAAUGAAUGGAGUUUAUAGGC